CUUCCACACAGCUUAUUAUUGCACCGGUUCCGAAGCGAGCCCCUCGGUGACCUUCGGUGCCUAAAGACUGCGGAAUCCGCCCGGGCCCACCAAAAUUCUGCAAGGCCAAGGCUCUUUCGGGCCAACACCGAACCCCGGAGCUCAACAAAGCUUGCCCUGCCCGUUAAUAUCCGGUGUUGAUUCGUCCAAACAAAAAAUACAUUUCGUCGCCAUCCCCAGAGCCAUCCCCGGACAAGGUCAUGGUUCUCACGACACGCUCAAUUCCAAUUACAGCAUACCUGAACACGAGAUGAACGGAACACAUGUGGUGAACAGCGCCAAUGGUGGGAACGGUGUCAAUGGGGUCAAUGGGGUCAAUGGGGUCAAUGGGGUCAACGGCGUCAACGGCGUCAACGGCGUCAACGGACAUGCACACGGCGACGUUGAACUCUGGAGACAUCCUCGUCCUGAAACGACUCAAUUCUACGCUUUUCAACAACACCUUCGAAAAAAGUACCCUCUUGAAUCCGACUCAUAUUCUGAUCUCUGGAAAUGGAGUAUCGACAAUCCCAGUGCCUUCUGGGAAGAAAUCUGGCAUUAUACUGGUAUAAAGGCUCAUCAGACAUACAAGUCGGUCCUCGACGAGUCCGCUCCCAUAUUUCCCAAACCCACCUUCUUCGCAGGCGCCGAGUUGAAUUUCGCAGAGAACCUCUUAUUCCCAGACUGUGACCCGGACCCGAAUUCUCCAGCAAUCAUUGCUGCGACCGAACGGACUCGUGAAUAUGUUACUUGGUCAGAAUUAAGAGAACGCGUCCGAAUAUGUGCAGCGGCCAUGGAAGCCUCGGGUGUGCAGCAGGGCGAGAGAGUGGUGGGUUAUCUUUCCAACCACGCUAAUGCUGUCGUGGCAAUGUUGGCCGCCACCUCUCUGGGCGCUCUCUGGUCAGGCGUCAGUCCUGACACCGGCGUCCACGCCGUCCUCGAUCGCUUAAAGCAAGUCGAGCCUGUCCUGCUCUUCGCCGACAACGCGGUCAUCUAUAACGGCAAAAUCCACGAAACUCACUCCAAAAUCUCUCAAGUCGUGGCAGAAUUACCUUCCGUCAAAGACUUGGUCGUCUUCGAAUCGAUCGCUGACCACAAGUUCGACCUCACCACUCUCAAAACUCAGCCCACUACUACGGCUCAGACAUAUGCGUCCUUUGCGUCCAGAGGCGACUCCUCAAGAACCCUCAAAUUCAACUAUCUUCCCCCCGAUCACCCUGUUUACAUUCUCUACUCUUCCGGCACAACAGGUGUCCCCAAACCCAUUGUGCAUAGCGCAUUAGGCACUCUGAUACAACACAAGAAAGAGCAUGCUUUACACUCUGAUAUCAGGCCUGGCGAAAGAGUCUUUUACUUCAGCACAACGACCUGGAUGAUGUGGCAUUGGCUUGUGUCCAGCCUAGCAAGUGGUGCGACCAUUAUCACCUACGAUGGCUCACCCUUCCAGCCCCACAAGGAGAUGAGCAUGCCACUCUUAAUUGAUGAGCUCCAGAUCAACCACUUUGGGACAUCUGCCAAAUAUCUCUCGGUCUUGGAACAAGCUCAGACGUCGCCCAUGACGGCGAACCCUCAGCCUGCCUCGCUCCAAUCUCUCAAGUCUAUCUUUUCUACUGGGUCCCCGCUUGCACCCAGUACUUAUCACUACGUUUAUAAACACCUGUCGCCACCGGCGCCUCAUACCGGGAUCAUGCUUGGCUCCAUCACCGGUGGGACAGACAUUAUAUCUCUUUUCGGGGCCUCGUGUCCGAUAUUGCCAGUCCACGCCGGGGAAAUCCAGUGUGCCGGACUUGGUAUGGCCAUUAGAAGUUUCUCUCCAGACGGCAGAGACAUUCUCCAUACCGGUGAACCGGGAGAAUUGGUCUGCACCGUACCAUUCCCAUGCCAGCCAUGCAUGUUCUGGCCACCGGGUCCUGAAGGCGAGAAACGGUACAAGUCGUCCUACUUUGAAGUGUUUAGACAUGAAAAGACCGACCAGCCAAUUUGGCAUCACGGGGAUUUUGUUCGCUUCAAUCCGCGGACCGGUGGCAUCUGGAUGCUCGGCCGUUCGGACGGAGUCCUCAAUCCCAUGGGAGUUCGAUUUGGUUCAAGUGAGAUCUACAACAUCUUGUUGAAGCAUUUCAGCUCAGAAGUUGAAGAUGCAUUGUGCAUCGGGCGGAAACGCGAACAAGACCCUGAUGAGGUGGUCGUCCUCUUCCUGAAGAUGAUGAAAGGCCACCAAUUCGAUGCCGACCUCACGAACAGAAUUCAGGCUGUGGUCAGAAAAGAGCUCAGUGCUCGACACGUGCCCAAGGUGAUUGACGAAUGCCCAGAAAUCCCUGUCACGACAAAUGGCAAAAAAGUGGAGGGCGCCGUCAAGCAGAUUUUGAGUGGAUUAAACAUCAAAACCAGUGCCAGCGUCGCCAACAGUGAGUGCCUUGAGUGGUAUCGCGCAUGGUCAGAAACACACUAGAAGAGGUUAUACUGCGGAGGGCACUUGUUAACCGCCUCUGACCAAAAAAUAGACAUUGAUGAUAGAUCUGAAGCACAUCAGACCCAUGUACAUUUUGCACGAAUAUCGACGAAUAUUGACGAUUGAAUUUGAUGGCUUCUCAAUCAUGUCUCGCAUAGUGUCCCCCACCUGUUAACCACCACUCUAGUUCAACAUCAUUACUUGCGCCCAAAAUGAUCUGUGGUGAUAGCGAGGCUUGCCAUAUCCUUUGUUCUUGUUGUUGUGAUUACGUGGCAAUGCCAAGGAGUUGAAACAGGGAGGCACCGUGAGAAAGAUGAAGAAGCAGC
This is a messenger RNA of Exophiala mesophila, 2793 nucleotides long. Its product is annotated as acetoacetate-CoA ligase. NCBI's taxonomy places the organism in Eukaryota, Fungi, Ascomycota, Eurotiomycetes, Chaetothyriales, Herpotrichiellaceae. The transcript has 2 exons. Gene Ontology annotation, biological process: lipid metabolic process. Gene Ontology annotation, molecular function: acetoacetate-CoA ligase activity. The record is from RefSeq and is a predicted model, not a curated record. Bases 290 to 2467 code for a protein of 725 amino acids. Gene Ontology annotation, cellular component: cytosol.